GCUCCUGCCCGCCUCCUUAUUAAGCGCCUCCCGCCGGGCCUUGGCUCCCGCUUGCUUCACUGCGCUCCCUCCUUCCCCGCUUUCCGUAUCUCCCUGGCUCGGCUCGGUUCCCGUGGCCACCCGCAGCCCCUGCCCAGGUGCCAUGGCUGCUGUGUACCGCCCCGGCCUGCGGCUUAGCUGGCAUGGGCUGAGCCCCUGGGGCUGGUCAUUAUGCCGCAGCAUCCAGACCCUGCGCACGCUCAGUGUAGAUCUGAGCCAGCUACCUGCUGGGGUUCGAGACUUUGUGGAGCACAGUGCCCGCCUAUGCCAACCAGAAGGCAUCCACAUCUGUGAUGGCACCGAGGCCGAGAAUACUGCUAUACUGACCCUGCUGGAGCAGGAAGGCCUCAUCCGAAAGCUCCCCAAGUACAAUAACUGCUGGCUGGCCCGCACAGACCCCAAGGAUGUGGCACGAGUAGAGAGCAAGACGGUGAUUGUAACUCCCUCUCAGCGGGACACGGUGCCCCUCCCGGCUGGUGGGGCCCGUGGGCAGCUUGGCAACUGGAUGUCCCCAGCUGAGUUCCAGCGAGCCAUGGACGAGAGGUUUCCAGGCUGCAUGCAGGGCCGCACCAUGUAUGUGCUUCCAUUCAGCAUGGGUCCCGUGGGCUCCCCACUGUCUCGCAUCGGGGUGCAGCUCACUGACUCAGCCUAUGUCGUGGCAAGCAUGCGUAUUAUGACCCGGCUGGGGACACCUGUGCUUCAGGCCCUGGGAGAGGGCGACUUCGUCAAGUGUCUGCACUCUGUGGGCCAGCCCCUGACUGGGCAAGGGGAGCCGGUGAGCCAGUGGCCAUGCAACCCAGAGAAAACCCUGAUUGGCCAUGUGCCCGACCAGCGGGAGAUCGUCUCCUUCGGCAGCGGCUAUGGUGGCAACUCCUUGCUGGGCAAGAAGUGCUUUGCCCUGCGCAUCGCCUCUCGGCUGGCCCGGGAUGAGGGCUGGCUGGCAGAGCAUAUGCUGAUCCUGGGCAUCACCAACCCUGCAGGAAAGAAGCGCUAUGUGGCAGCUGCCUUCCCCAGUGCCUGUGGCAAGACAAACCUGGCCAUGAUGCGGCCUGCACUGCCAGGCUGGAAAGUGGAGUGUGUGGGAGAUGACAUUGCCUGGAUGAGGUUUGACAGUGAAGGUCAACUCCGGGCCAUCAACCCUGAGAAUGGCUUCUUCGGGGUGGCACCUGGCACAUCUGCCACCACCAAUCCCAAUGCCAUGGCCACAAUCCAGAGUAACACUAUUUUCACCAAUGUGGCUGAGACCAGCGAUGGCGGCGUGUACUGGGAGGGCAUUGAUCAGCCUCUUCCACCUGGUGUCACUGUGACCUCCUGGCUGGACAAACCCUGGAAACCUGGUGACAAGGAACCUUGUGCACAUCCCAACUCUCGAUUUUGUGCCCCGGCUCGCCAAUGCCCCAUUAUGGACCCAGCCUGGGAGGCCCCAGAGGGUGUCCCCAUUGACGCCAUCAUCUUUGGAGGCCGCAGACCCAAAGGGGUUCCCCUGGUAUAUGAGGCUUUCAACUGGCGUCAUGGGGUGUUUGUAGGCAGUGCCAUGCGCUCUGAGUCUACUGCUGCAGCUGAACACAAAGGGAAGAUCAUCAUGCACGACCCAUUUGCCAUGCGGCCCUUUUUCGGCUACAACUUUGGGCGCUACUUAGAACACUGGCUGGGCAUGGAGGGACGCAAGGGGGCCCGGCUGCCCCGCAUCUUCCACGUUAACUGGUUCCGGCGUGACGAGGCAGGCCACUUCCUGUGGCCAGGCUUUGGGGAGAAUGUUCGAGUGCUAGACUGGAUCUGCCGGCGGUUAGAGGGGGAGGACAGUGCCCGAGAGACACCCAUUGGGCUGGUGCCAAAGGAAGGAGCCUUGGAUCUCAGUGGCCUUGGAGCCAUAGACACCACUCAGCUAUUCUCGCUCCCCAAGGACUUCUGGGAACAGGAGGUUCGUGACAUUCGGAGCUACCUGACAGAGCAGGUCAACCAGGAUCUGCCCAAGGAGGUGUUGGCUGAGCUGGAGGCCCUGGAGGGACGUGUACGCAGAAUGUGACCGGAGGCUCCAGGCUAGCAAGAGAGCACACUGCCACCCAUCUCGGAAUAGGAGAGCCAUCAGGCUUGCAGAAAAUAUGAGCAAAUCGAUGUUAACAUCUUCUGGGCGCCAUGAGACCAGGUCACAGACCU
This is a messenger RNA of Cynocephalus volans (Philippine flying lemur), 2196 nucleotides long. It is a transcript of the gene PCK2, whose product is annotated as phosphoenolpyruvate carboxykinase 2, mitochondrial. The coding region runs from base 143 to 2065 and encodes 640 amino acids. Gene Ontology annotation, cellular component: cytosol. Gene Ontology annotation, biological process: gluconeogenesis; response to starvation; cellular response to dexamethasone stimulus. NCBI's taxonomy places the organism in Eukaryota, Metazoa, Chordata, Mammalia, Dermoptera, Cynocephalidae. The record is from RefSeq and is a predicted model, not a curated record. The transcript has 10 exons. Gene Ontology annotation, molecular function: phosphoenolpyruvate carboxykinase (GTP) activity; manganese ion binding; GTP binding.